GGUCGUUCGUUGGGAUACUAUCGUCCCUGAGCUCGCCAACUGCACCUCUUCACUGAGGAACAGCGGCGGCGCGGUGGUCCGAGGAGCGGCCCGAGACUUCGGCUUUGGGUGAGAGAAAAUGGCUCGAACCAAGCAGACUGCUCGUAAAUCCACCGGUGGGAAGGCCCCGCGCAAGCAGCUGGCCACCAAGGCUGCCCGGAAAAGCGCGCCCUCUACCGGCGGGGUGAAGAAGCCCCAUCGCUACAGGCCCGGCACUGUGGCUCUUCGAGAGAUUCGUCGUUACCAGAAAUCCACUGAGCUGCUCAUCCGGAAGCUGCCUUUCCAGAGGUUGGUGAGAGAGAUCGCUCAGGAUUUUAAGACAGACCUGAGGUUUCAGAGUGCUGCCAUCGGUGCGCUUCAGGAGGCUAGUGAAGCAUACCUGGUGGGUUUGUUUGAAGAUACCAAUCUGUGUGCCAUCCACGCCAAGAGAGUCACCAUCAUGCCCAAAGACAUCCAGUUGGCUCGCCGGAUACGGGGAGAGAGAGCUUAAGUGAAGGCAGUUUUUAUGGCGUUUUGUAGUAAAUUCUGUAAAAUACUUUGGUUUAAUUUGUGACUUUUUUUGUAAGAAAUUGUUUAUAAUAUGUUGCAUUUGUACUUAAGUCAUUCCAUCUUUCACUCAGGAUGAAUGGGAAAGUGACUGUUCACAGAUCUCAGUGGUGCGCACUGGGCUCAGGAGUGACAAGUUGCUAAUAUGCAGAAGGGAUGGGUGAUACUUCUUGCUUCUCAUGAUGCAUGUUUCUGUAUGUUAAUGACUUGUUGGGUAGCUAUUAAGGUACUAGAGUUGAUAAAUGUGUACAGGGUCCUUUUGCAAUAAAACUGGUUAUGACUUGAUCCAAGUGUUUAACAAUUGGGGCUGUUAAGUCUGACCAUACAUCACUGUGAUAGAAUGUGGGCUUUUUCAAGGGUGAAGAUACAAGUCUUAACCACAGUGUAACUUACAGUUUCCUUAA
This is a messenger RNA of Perognathus longimembris pacificus (Pacific pocket mouse), 989 nucleotides long. RefSeq names its product histone H3.3A. The coding region runs from base 119 to 529 and encodes 136 amino acids. Lineage: Eukaryota; Metazoa; Chordata; Mammalia; Rodentia; Heteromyidae. The record is from RefSeq and is a predicted model, not a curated record. Gene Ontology annotation, cellular component: nucleosome. Gene Ontology annotation, molecular function: structural constituent of chromatin; protein heterodimerization activity; DNA binding. The transcript has a single exon.